AUGGCUACUGCUGAUGGUCCAGCAAGGGUGCUUGACCGGAAUGCGCGUCGCCGUCCAUUCUCAAGUUGGGUGAAACGCCUGGCGAACCUUAAGGGUUCCUCUGACUCUACAACAAAUCGAUGGUCCAACAAGCGCUCUCCGGCCAAUAAGGGCAAGAAGAGCGAUCAAGGAAACAACCCAUACCCGCUCUCUGGAACCAUCAACCGUGACACAGGGACACAGACACCGACCGAUUCAUACACAGGUGAUCAUUAUGGCGUGGAAUGUCGCUCUAGGAGUGACCCAUCUUUGUGCUCAGGAUAUGAGAACCCGGCUCCCCUGACAAGCGCAAAAUCCGCUGCGCCAACCAUUUCAACCAACGGCGAUGCGGCCUUCUCCGAAGCAGCUUAUUCAAAGGCAGGGACAUUGACAACUGGAACUGAAGGAUUUAGUACCCAUGGGGGAGGUGAGGGUAGCACCUUCUCAUCACCUGCACCUUCAAUCCGGUCGAUGACCACUACCCUAACCACUGUGCACUCGGCGGCACCCUCAACCCAACUUUACAAUGCACAAAACAGCCACAAUGGACACCAUCAUGGCAGUUCAACACAAAGCUCUUCGAACCAGCAGAUUCAAUUUUCCCACCAAUUCCCUUCAACCUCGCCCGCUACCGCAGUACCCCCGCACCUGGUACCCCAAAACCAUGCUAUGACGUACAGCGCCGCAACUGCAAACAAUGCCUUGACCGAUAAUGCCUCUCUUCUUACUUUGGCUAGCUCAUCUAAGCGCCGCCGUCGUAACUCUCUGGAUACCAAUGCGUCUGUACGCGGAUUGGCUCCGUCUUCUGUUUUUGGCGGCAGUCGGGAGAGCCUGCCGCUGAGCGUUCUGAGUGGACAUACGACUGAAGCAUCCAAUAAUUCGGUGUUUAAUGCGUCGGGGGUGCUGAGUCGGCCAAGUAUUGUUGGCCUUGCUAGUGCUGAACGCAUUAGUGUCUACUCGGCCUCCGGGGCAAUUCCACUAGCCAGCACCACAGCGGAGCGGGGCGGUUUGUACACCACAAAACAAACUGUCAGCGGUGAUACGGCCAGUAUUCGCAGCGGUGUGCAAUCGCACACUCGAAAUGACAGUACUGCUGCCAGUAUCGCCGGGGGUAUUAGCAGCCCAUUGGCCAUGGCUGGUCGCAUGAGUCGAAGAAGUUCUGGCUGGGGAGAAAUUACUGGCGAGGAAGGCGAUGAUGGAAAGCCAACUGAGAAAAACGAGGAUGAAGUGGCACUUAAGGAUGAAAAUGGGCUUCCCGUUGAGCCGCUCAAGACAUGA
Molecule: messenger RNA, 1296 nt
Organism: Penicillium griseofulvum
Lineage: Eukaryota; Fungi; Ascomycota; Eurotiomycetes; Eurotiales; Aspergillaceae
Exons: 2
Coding region: 1-1296 (431 amino acids)
Source: RefSeq, a predicted model, not a curated record